This is a messenger RNA of Oenanthe melanoleuca, 1437 nucleotides long. RefSeq names its product somatomedin B and thrombospondin type 1 domain containing (gene SBSPON). The transcript is spliced from 5 exons. Bases 389 to 1186 code for a protein of 265 amino acids. The record is from RefSeq and is a predicted model, not a curated record. Lineage: Eukaryota; Metazoa; Chordata; Aves; Passeriformes; Muscicapidae.
GCUCUGCUCCGCUCCGCUCCGCCGGGUGCCGGCGGCGGCCGCAGCGCGCAGCGGUGGCGGGGCCCGCACGUCGGGGCGGCGCGGCGGUGACCGGUGUGGGGGUGAUCGGUGUGGGGGUGAUCGAUCAGUGUGUCUGGUGGUCGGUGUGACGGUGCUCAGUGAGGUUGGUGGUGAUCGGUGUGUCUGGUGGUCGGUGUGGCAGUAGUCAGUGUGGCAGGUGGUGAUCGGUGAGGGGGUGAUCGGUGUGGCUGUGAUCGGUGUGGCUGUGAUCGGAGUACCGGCGGUCGGUGUGGCAGUGGUCGGAGUGCCGGUGAUCGGUGCGGCAGUGGUCGCUGUGGCUGUGAUCGGUGCGGCAGUGGCCGGAGUGCCGGCGGCCGGAGUGCCGGCGAUGGGCGGCACGGCGCUGUCGGGAGCGCUGUGGCUGGGGCUGCUCUGGGCCGGGAGCGGGGCCGGGGGCAGCUGCCAGGGAAAGUGCUGCCAGGGCCGGGAUGCCGCCUGCGUCGGCGAGGGAUGGAGGGAGGGAGGUGUCUACGGGACCUGCUACUGCGACGAAGGCUGCCGGCGAGCCGGGGACUGCUGCCACGACCACGGCCAGGCGUGCCCGGCUGUUCCCUGUGUUGUGGGGGAGUGGAGUCAUUGGAGUGGCUGUGCAGAGCCAUGCCAUCCCGGGCUGCGGGUCCGCAGGCGCUAUGUUCAGCAGGAACCUAAAAACGGUGGGGAGCCGUGCCCAGCUCUGGAGGAGAAGGCUGGCUGCCUGGAAUACCUGACUUACCAGGGACAGGACUGCGGCCAUGAGCACGUCCCUGCUUUCAUAACUACCUCUGAAUACGCUAAAGAAAGAAAAAGACGAGCAGCAUCUUCUCUCUGGCCUUCAGACAAAGAAGCACCAGGGUACUGUGUGGAGUUCAGGACGGAGCGGCUGUCGCAGCACUGUGCCCUGGAGAGGCGCCCGUUCGCGCGCUGGAUGCGGUACCUGCGCGAGGGACACACCGUGUGCGUGGCCUGCCAGCCGCCGGCCAUGAGCACGGCCACGCGGCGCUGCUCCGGCGACGGACACGGCGCUCACGGAGAUAAAAUCUUACACUGGGAAGCAAUUGGCAACUCUCAGUGCCAAGGAACCUGGAAGAAGAUCCGGCAACUGGAACACUGUUCCUGUCCCCUGGUGCACAGUUUUCUUUUUACAUAAAAGUUUAAGAGAUAUUUAAAAUGUCAACAAAAAGAAUAAGAAAAUUAACAUCAAUGCCAAGAAACCUACAUAUUUCUGCUGCAUUUUCUGGAGCCUUAACAAAUUUUAAAUGAGUCGGAACAUUGGCAGAAGCAUUUCGGGAAAUUCUCUCUGCCUUAAUACAAAAUGCCAAGACCGAUCUCUGUACUAGAACACUAGAAGCAUGUUUCCAUGUUUCUCUUUUGUAAUUAAAGAGCUAAUGUUUCUAACCA